AAGUCGGAAGUAGCGGCAGGGAAGGCUCGGCUGGCUCGGCUCCUUCUUUUUUCCCUACCCCUGAUCCCUUCCCCCCCUUCCCCUCGCUAUGGCUGCGCCGCGGUUCAUGUUGUGCGUCGCGCUCCUGGCCGUUACGCAGCCCUUCGCGUCGGCCUUCUACCUGCCCGGACUGGCGCCCGUCAACUUCUGCGAUGACCCGAAGAAGUAUGAUUGUAAGUCUGUGAUAGAGCUGUUUGUAAAUAGACUGGACUCCGUGGAAUCGGUCCUUCCUUAUGAAUACACUGCGUUUGAUUUUUGCCAAGAAGGGGGAAAGAAACGUCCAUCUGAAAAUCUUGGUCAGGUAUUAUUUGGAGAGAGGAUUGAACCAUCUCCAUAUAAGUUUACAUUUAAAGAAAAAAAGACAUGCGAGCCUGUUUGUAAAAAAGUAUAUAAUCCAAACAACCCAAAAGACAAGCAAAAACUGGAAUUUCUGAAAAAGAGUAUGCUACUGAACUAUCAGCAUCAUUGGAUUGUGGACAAUAUGCCUGUAACAUGGUGUUAUGAAGUGGAAGACAACCAAAAGUUUUGCAAUCCUGGUUUUCCCAUUGGCUGUUACAUGACAAAAGAUGGUCAUCCCAAAGAUGCCUGCGUUAUCAGUUCGGAGUUCCGUGAACCUGAUACUUUCUAUAUAUUCAACCAUGUGGACAUCAAAAUACUCUACCAUAUUGUAGAAAAUGAAGCACCUAGUGUGAGGCUAGUAGCUGCUAAACUUGAACCAAAAAGUUUCAAGCACACAAAUGUUGACCAUCCAGACUGCUCAGGACCACCUAUGGAUAUAAGUAAUGAAGCUUUUGAUGGAACUAUCCAAAUUGCCUACACAUAUUCAGUUUCUUUUGAGGAAAAUACGAAAAUCAGGUGGGCAUCUAGAUGGGAUUACAUUUUAGAAUCCAUGCCCCACACACACAUACAGUGGUUUAGUAUUAUGAAUUCUCUGGUGAUUGUCCUUUUCCUCUCUGGAAUGGUAGCUAUGAUCAUGCUAAGAACUCUACAUAAAGACAUUGCGAGAUAUAACCAGAUGGAUUCUACUGAAGAUGCUCAGGAGGAAUUUGGCUGGAAACUGGUUCAUGGUGACAUAUUUAGGCCCCCAAGAAAAGGAAUGUUGCUUUCUGUCUUUUUAGGCUCUGGGACACAGAUCUUAAUUAUGACCUUUGUUACUCUAUUCUUUGCUUGCCUGGGAUUUUUAUCACCUGCAAAUCGUGGGGCAUUGAUGACUUGUGCCGUGGUCUUGUGGGUGCUGCUUGGAACCCCAGCAGGUUUUGUUGCUGCCAGGUUCUACAAAUCAUUUGGGGGUGAGAAAUGGAAGACAAACGUUCUGCUGACAGCCUUCCUUUGUCCUGGCGUUGUGUUUGCAGAUUUCUUUAUCAUGAAUCUGAUUCUCUGGGGUGAAGGCUCCUCAGCAGCCAUUCCAUUUGGUACUUUGGUUGCUGUUCUGGCCCUCUGGUUUUGCAUAUCCGUGCCGUUGACAUUCAUUGGGGCCUACUUUGGUUUUAAGAAGAAUGCUAUAGAACAUCCAGUUCGUACUAAUCAGAUUCCACGUCAGAUUCCUGAACAGUCUUUUUAUACUAAACCAUUCCCUGGCAUUGUGAUGGGAGGCAUUCUACCCUUUGGAUGUAUCUUCAUACAACUUUUCUUCAUUCUUAAUAGCAUAUGGUCUCAUCAGAUGUAUUACAUGUUUGGCUUCUUGUUUCUGGUGUUCAUUAUUCUGGUUAUCACAUGUUCUGAGGCUACUAUCCUACUUUGCUAUUUCCACUUGUGUGCAGAGGACUACCACUGGCAGUGGCGCUCGUUCCUAACCAGUGGCUUUACUGCUGUUUAUUUUCUAAUAUAUGCAGUGCACUAUUUCUUCUCCAAACUUCAAAUUACGGGUACAGCAAGCACCAUUUUAUACUUUGGCUACACCAUGAUAAUGGUAUUGAUCUUCUUCCUUUUCACAGGAACAAUUGGAUUCUUCGCGUGCUUUUGGUUUGUGACCAAAAUAUACAGUGUGGUAAAAGUUGAUUGAAGAAAUUGACAUAUAAAAUGCAGGAGCUAUCAACCUAAUUUAAAGACAUGCUCUUGGGGAAGAAUUUAAGCUUUAUCUGAAGUAUUGACUUCUGUACUUCAUGAGUGAUACUGAACAUACAUUUUUCUCACACUGAAGCAUCUGUAUUGUAACUUUGCAAUCUGUUUUCACUUGGGUGUUCUUAAUGAAGGUUGAACUUAAAUAUUGUAUGCAUUUGUAAAUAUUGCUAUACUAGAACUUUUAAAUUCUAAUGACAGGCUAGAAGUACUGCAUUAAAGAAUUCAAUGAUACUUCUACAAGUAUGGUUGUAAAUAUGGUUUUCUAAGUUUGUUGGGUGGGGUUAAUUAUUUUUUCCAAAAGAAAUAACUAGUUUCUAUCAUGAUUUUGAAGGUUUACUCAGUGUUUUUAAUUUGAAUUGUUCUGUUUUACAUUGGAGCUAUGGCCAUAAAUUCUUCUCCCUUUAUUUCUGUGACUUCAUUAGGUUCCAGUGAUGUGUUAGCCCUUUAAACUACGUGCCUCUUGAGUCUUGGAAUCUUUAUAUUAAUAAUCUUAAUACUGUACACAUUUUCAGUGGAUUAUUACAUAUUAUAAAUACAUAAAAUUCUGUAAAUACAAAUAUAUUGACAGGUUUUAAAAAUAUGUAAUUAUUUUAUUGUGUGUUAAAUUCUAGGUUGACUGUUUGUUAAUUUGUUCCAUACUCAUAAAUGUAAUACUCUUGUACUUCAUAAGAGUGGCAUUUCAUAACUACCCUGCAGUGUCAGUCCUAAUUCACUAGUAUAACUGGAAUUAAAAGACUGGAUAAUAUGUUGAAAGGAUCUGCAUACAUAUAAGCAAGUUAUUCUGCCAAGUGUGUUCUCAACAGAUUUUAAUGAUGCAUAUUAUGUAGAAUGGAUUAUGGUUUUGUCCUUUUGUCAUAUACAAGCAGAAGCACUGCUCACUUCAUGUUAAUAGAGAGUUUCAAUUUGCUAGACAUAGAAUUAAAAUUAAUCAACAUGCUUCUUUGAAAAUUGCAAUGGAAACAUGUUUAAAGUGGUGGUGUUUGAGUUUAGUGGUUCACCUGCUUGUAGUGCCUGCAUGUUCUCUACAAGAUCAUACCUGCUACCAUGUAAUUGCACGUUUGGGGCUCAGAAGUUACAGUAACAGAAAGGAACCUAAGUUUUUCUAAUACUCUUUCUAAAGAUCAUAAACUAAUUAUGCUUGAAUAUUAAAAUCCAAUAAAAUAUCUUUUGUUAAUAA
Messenger RNA from Elgaria multicarinata webbii, 3277 nucleotides. RefSeq names its product transmembrane 9 superfamily member 2 (gene TM9SF2). Gene Ontology annotation, cellular component: membrane. Bases 89 to 2041 code for a protein of 650 amino acids. The record is from RefSeq and is a predicted model, not a curated record. The transcript is spliced from 17 exons. Gene Ontology annotation, biological process: protein localization to membrane. NCBI's taxonomy places the organism in Eukaryota, Metazoa, Chordata, Lepidosauria, Squamata, Anguidae.